This is a messenger RNA of Saccostrea cuccullata (small rock oyster), 810 nucleotides long. RefSeq names its product multiple epidermal growth factor-like domains protein 10. The record is from RefSeq and is a predicted model, not a curated record. Lineage: Eukaryota; Metazoa; Mollusca; Bivalvia; Ostreida; Ostreidae. Gene Ontology annotation, molecular function: scavenger receptor activity. Bases 1 to 714 code for a protein of 237 amino acids. The transcript is spliced from 5 exons.
AUGCCAGGUUGUCCUGAAGGCACAUUUGGAAUCAACUGUAAACAAAAUUGCAAUGAACACUGUAGUAUACCUUAUCGGUGUAACAGAGGGACAGGGGAAUGUGAGGGGGGAUGUCAACCAGGCUGGGAGGGACUUCGAUGUGAAUCAGCUUGCACAGAAAAUAAUUACGGUAAAAACUGCAGCUAUGCCUGUGGGUUUUGUCAGAAUUCUCCUUGCCAUCAUGUAAAUGGUUCCUGUCCAGGGGCGUGUGUGGAAGGAUAUCAAGGAGCAUUUUGCAUUGAGGUGUGCAAAAAAGGCUUUUAUGGAGAUAAUUGCAAAGAAGAGUGCAGUCCCUUUUGUAAGUCAUCACGUGACUGCCACCACGUGACAGGACAUUGUAAUGAAGGAUGUAUUGGUGGAUGGCAAGGACUUCAAUGUUUGCAAGUCGCAGACAAAAAAGAUGACGUGGAUUACCUGUCACGGUUCAAUGGUGUUCUUGUCGCUCUCUGCGUAUGUACAGCAAUAAUCAUGGGGAUGUUGGUCUACCUUAUUAUCAUAAGAGGAAGAAUCAAACAAAUGUAUAAAGCACAGAAAUUCAGAGAAGACUGUGACUGUAAGGCCAAGGAAGGCGGAUUGGACCUCUAUACCAUUUCUGGAAAACCAGAUGAAGAUGACAGCAGCAAAUAUCAAGACUUUGGUGAAAUGGCGCGGUCAUCAGAAUACGAAAACUUCUGAUGAAUCCAAUUUAUAGCGAUAAAAAGAUGAGCUAUGUUAUGUAUAGUUAUAUAUAGUGUCUUUUUAUGUUUAAAAAAUAUAUCAAAUUUAGAAUCU